UCAGUCUCUUCUCCCUCAGACCGUCCCACAUACUUCUUCUUUCUUUCCAGUUCUCCUUCUCCGUUUCUCUUGCUCUGUUUCUCUGACUCUGUUUCUCUCUGCAUUGCAGCAUACCAGAAACAUUAUUAAAAAAAAAAAAAAAAAUGGGUCCUAGCUAUGACUUCGCUUCAACAAACUCCAAAGCCAACCAUGAUACCUCACUUGCAAUUACACCAGUAGACCCCAAUGAACCCAUCUCCGCACCCAUUAUUUCCUCUUACAACAAACACAUUCGUCCUCUUCUCGAUGCCGUCGACAAGCUCCGGGAACUCAUGGUCAUGGAAGAAGGAAUUCAGCUCCCGACCAUCGUCGUCGUCGGAGAUCAAUCCUCCGGCAAGUCCAGCGUCCUCGAAUCACUCGCCGGUAUCAGCCUUCCGAGAGGUCAGGGUAUCUGCACCAGGGUCCCACUUGUAAUGAAACUCCAACAACACUCUGAUCCUCAGCCUGAACUUUCCUUGGCGUUCAACGGCGAAGUGACUUUCACCGACGAAGAUCAUAUCUCAGAAGACAUAAACGAUGUCACAGAAAGAAUUGCUGGCCGUGGUAAGGGAAUUUCCAACAGCCCCAUAACUUUGGUGGUGAAAAAGUUGGGUGUUCCUGACUUGACCAUGGUUGAUCUUCCUGGAAUUACCAGAGUCCCAGUUCAUGGACAGCCUGAUAACAUAUAUGAACAAAUCAGAGAUAUGAUCAUGGAGUAUAUAAAGCCGGAAGAGAGUAUCAUUCUCAAUGUGUUGUCUGCAACCGUUGAUUUCACUACCUGUGAAUCAAUUAGGAUGUCGCAGAGCGUUGACAAAACAGGGGAGAGAACACUUGCCGUGGUUACCAAGGCAGAUAAAGCUCCUGAAGGACUUCUUGAGAAGGUUACUGCCGAUGAUGUCAAUAUUGGUCUUGGCUAUGUCUGUGUCAGGAAUCGGAUUGGAAAUGAAUCUUAUGAAGAAGCUCGAGUGGAGGAAGCUAAUCUGUUCCAAACUCAUCCCCUUCUUUCAAGAAUUGAUAAAUCUAUUGUGGGUAUUCCUGUUUUGGCACAGAAGCUGGUUGAGAUUCAAGCGACUAGUAUAGCUCGAAAUCUUCCUGAGAUUGUCAAGAAGAUCAAUGACAAGUUGAAUACAAGUGUUGGUGAGCUCAACAAGUUGCCAAAGCAUCUGAAUUCGGCUGCUGAGGCAACCACUACUUUUAUGCAGAUCGUUGGGGUUGUGAAGGAGUCGCUGAGGAAAAUUCUUCUUAGAGGAGAAUUUGAAGAAUACCAAGAUGAUAAGCACAUGCAUUGCACCGCUCGUUUGGCUGAGAGGCUCAGCGAAUUCUCUGAUGAGCUUCAUACCUGUGCCGAAAGCGAUCCAAUUGGUGACUUUCUAAUGGAUGAGAUCAAGAUUUUGGAAGAAUCCAAAGAGAUUUCUCUGCCAAACUUCCUUCCCCGGACUGCUUUUCUUGGCCUUUUAAAUCGAAAGGUGAAGGGAAUUUCAGGUAAGCCGAUUGAGUUUGUUGGGGACUUAUGGGAUUACAUAGAAGAAGUGGUGAUGAAGGUUUUGAUGCAACAUGUGGAAGAUUAUUACCAGCUUCAAUUGUCCACCAGACGAGCAGGCCAAAACCUGAUAGCCAAGAUGAAAGAAAGGUCCAUCAAAUGGAUGCAGGAGAUUGUGGAAAUGGAGAUGGUGACAGAUUACACAUGCAAUCCAGAAUAUAUAUGUGAAUGGAAUAAGCUAAUGGCUCAAAGGGAUAUGUUCCUGUUUGAACUCUUCGAAAAUGAAGCAAGACCGAGUAAGGUGAAGAUUGAUGGUCUUUGGAAAGUUGAACACUAUGACAACAAAAACAGGUGCGGUGCUCCUAUAAAUGUUGAGCGCCUUGGGGAGAUAGAAGUUGAAGGUCUGAGACAGUAUAGGCAUCUUAUACCGCAGGCUUUUGACUUGAGGAUGAGGAUGAUUGCAUAUUGGAAGAUUGUACUGAGGAGGUUUGUUGAUUGUAUGGCUCUGCAUCUGCAAUUGAGUGUGAGGAAUUUGGUGGACAAGGAGCUGGAAAUGGAGAUCAUAAGUGAAUCUGUGGCAUCCCAUGUUGGUGGGAUUGAAAAAUUGAUGGAGGAAUUGCCAUCGGUGGCAUCUAAGAGGGUGAGGCUGAAUAGGAGCAUCAAAAAGCUUACGGACUGUAAAGCUGUUGUGGCUAACAUGAGGGACAGAAUUGUUUCCUAUGGCGAUUAAAAAAAAAGAAAAAAGAAAAAAAAGAAAAAUGUUUUUCUUCCCCUGCCCCUCUCCCACCUACUGCUGGUCUGCUUGUCUACUAAGAAUGAUAGUUUUGGUUGCUUUUUUCUUUUUCUAUGUACGGUACUUACUUUUUGGUGUGACCUUUCUUGCUUUCCGUCAACUUUAUAUUGUAUAAAUAAAUAAAUAAUUUAUGUAAUAUAUUUUUUAUA
This is a messenger RNA of Ziziphus jujuba (common jujube), 2440 nucleotides long. RefSeq names its product dynamin-related protein 4C-like. Gene Ontology annotation, cellular component: membrane; microtubule; cytoplasm. Gene Ontology annotation, molecular function: GTPase activity; GTP binding; microtubule binding. The record is from RefSeq and is a predicted model, not a curated record. The transcript has a single exon. Lineage: Eukaryota; Viridiplantae; Streptophyta; Magnoliopsida; Rosales; Rhamnaceae. The coding region runs from base 144 to 2228 and encodes 694 amino acids.